AUGUCGUCCGUUCCUCCUACUCCGAGACUUCGCGUGGCCAUCGUCGGUGGUGGCAUUGGCGGGCUUACCCUCGCCAUUGCGCUUUCACGAGUUCAGGACGUCGAGGUCAACGUCUAUGAGGCCGCGCCGGAAUUCGCUGAGAUAGGCGCCGGCGUGUCCGUGAGACCGCGUACGCUGCGUUUCAUGCGCGAGCUUGGCCUUCUGGAGGACCUCCUCGCGAUCAGCGGUAAACAAGCUGAUCAAGACGGUCCUGCGGUAUCGUCCUUCCUCGCUGACAAGCCUGUCACGGAACUGAUCAGCAAAGACUUCAUCGCGGGCACCGUAAUGCUUCAUCGUGCUCAGUUCCACAACGUCCUCUUCAGACACAUUCCAAAGGAUGUCGGGAUGCACGUCGCCAUGCGACUCGUCAGAUACUCAGACCCUGAGGACGCCAACAAACCCGUCACUCUCGCCUUUACGGACGGGACACAGGCUACCUGCGAUGUUCUCGUCGGUGCAGACGGCAUCAAGAGCGCCGUACGUGCGACGAUGUACGAGGAGCUCGCGGGCCGCGCCGAGACGGCAGAGAAAGCUGAGGAACUACGCGGACGCAUUCCUCCACGCUUCAGCGGCGCCAUCGCUUACCGCGGGGUGAUUCCGAAGGAGAAGUUGGUCAAGCACAUACCAGACGGGCACUCGUGCUGGCGUAUAGGCAAACUCUUCCCUUCUGACGGGAUGUACUUCCUUACAUACCCCAUCGCUCAGGCGCAAUUGCUCAACGUGGUAGUCCUGUCUCGCGACAUGACCCUUGAAGGCACGCUACACCCGCAACCAUGGGUAGAGCAAACCAGUCUAGACGAGCUUAAACACUACCUUGAAACCGCUGCUCCGGAGCCCCGGGCGAUUAUGGCCGCGCUUGGAGGUAUCAAGAUGCGCAAGUGGGUUAUCAAUGUUGUGCCACCCCUUGAUGAUUGGACUGCUGGACGCGCCGUCUUGUUCGGGGACGCUGCCCACGCAAUGACUCCCGACCAGGGAGCCGGCGCCGGACAGGCUAUCGAGGAUGCCCAAGUACUCUCGACACUCAUCGCACACCACCGUGCUACGCGUCAUACGAUACGACAAGCCCUCCGCGCGCAUACUGACGUGCGCAAGCCCGUCGCGACGGAGUUCUUCCUCGCCGCCCGCAAUAACGGGAUCCUGAUGAGCGACGCCAGCGUCCCGCUGGAAGACUUUGUAGACAAGAUGCAUGACUUGGCGGAAAGUGUCUGGAGCAGAGGAAGUCCCGAGGAGAAUGCUCAGACAGCCGUUGAACUGUUCGAACAUGCGAUUCACGAGGUUCGAGCGUAG
Molecule: messenger RNA, 1326 nt
Organism: Peniophora sp. CBMAI 1063
Lineage: Eukaryota; Fungi; Basidiomycota; Agaricomycetes; Russulales; Peniophoraceae
Source: the annotation of a GenBank genome assembly